Molecule: messenger RNA, 2744 nt
Organism: Pygocentrus nattereri (red-bellied piranha)
Lineage: Eukaryota; Metazoa; Chordata; Actinopteri; Characiformes; Serrasalmidae
Gene: ywhaba
Product: tyrosine 3-monooxygenase/tryptophan 5-monooxygenase activation protein, beta polypeptide a
Exons: 6
Coding region: 160-894 (244 amino acids)
Biological process (GO): signal transduction
Cellular component (GO): cytoplasm
Source: RefSeq, a predicted model, not a curated record
AGGGAGAGGGGCGUGGCUUAGAGGAAGCGGAAGUGUUAGCGCAGGCGGAAGCGGUGCAGCCCUUGAAGACCGUGAGCAGCGAAAACGGAGGGACGGCUCGGUUCUCCCGGUCCAUUAGCGAGCGCAAAGCGGGACUCAGACUUUAUUUAAAUCAUCAACAUGGACAAGAGUGACCUGGUGCAGAAGGCCAAGCUAGCCGAGCAGGCAGAGCGCUAUGAUGACAUGGCUGCUUCCAUGAAGGCCGUCACAGAGGGUGGAGGUGAGCUGUCCAACGAAGAGCGCAACCUGCUGUCUGUGGCUUACAAGAACGUGGUUGGUGCCCGCCGCUCCUCCUGGCGGGUCAUCUCCAGCAUUGAGCAGAAGACGGAGGGCAACGAGAAGAAGCAGCAGAUGGCGCGCGAGUACCGUGAGAAGAUUGAGAGUGAGCUACAGGACAUCUGCAAUGAUGUGCUGGGCCUUCUGGAGAAGUACCUCAUACCCAACGCUAGCCAGGCAGAGAGCAAAGUCUUCUACCUGAAAAUGAAGGGAGACUACUACAGAUACUUAUCUGAGGUGGCAUCUGGAGAGUCAAAGAAAACCACGGUGGACAACUCUCAGAAGGCUUACCAGGAGGCGUUUGAGAUUAGCAAGAAGGAGAUGCAGCCGACGCACCCCAUCAGGCUGGGUCUCGCUCUCAACUUCUCCGUUUUCUAUUACGAAAUCCUGAACACCCCAGAGCAGGCCUGCAGUUUGGCGAAGACGGCUUUCGAUGAAGCGAUUGCUGAGCUCGACACCUUGAAUGAGGACUCUUACAAAGACAGCACUCUGAUCAUGCAGCUACUAAGGGACAACCUCACUCUGUGGACAUCAGAAAACCAGGGUGACGAAGGGGACGCCGGCGAGGGGGAGAACUAAAAGGCGCUGCACUUCACUGUUAAAUCCACCCACACUCUUUAUCUUACACAUACAGCCCAUAGUACCCUGCUCCAUCCACUUCACCAUAACCCCCCUUUCUGUAUGACGAGCAGCGCGAAUUGUACCCGACCUACAAGUCUUUGCCCCUCUGACAUCAAGUGACAGGGUGACGUUGAGUCGCUGAAAGGCUGAGAUUUGGAAACGAGUGAGAUUUGUCUGCAUGUGUGGGGAAAGCAUUAGGAAAUUAAAUAGUGGAUUAAUAAUGAGACCAUCCUUCUUUACCCCUUUAAUAUUUAAAAAAAAAAUUAAAAAUUCUUCAGGUUAUGCAUUAUAGCGCCCCCUUUCUCUUCUCAGCUGCAGCUCACUGGCGACAGCUGGUUUUAUUCGAAAAAGGUUCGUUUAAUUUAACCAACACUGUGAUGCUUAUUUUUCCCCCUCGCGUCUCCACGGAUAAUCCGAAACGGACUUGGGCGAGCGGUACAAUUCCGUGGCGAGCUCAUACAGAAAGGAAGGAUACAGGCUGUAUUGUGACACUGACUAACAUGCAUUACUGUUGUUGCCGUGUAAUGUUCGCCAUUUUUACUUUUUUUGCAUGAGUCUGAGAAUGAAAUAAAAGGGACCCUAGGUUUUGUCAUUCCACUUCUACUCAAAUCUAACGAAGAGCUAAAAGCAUUCCAUCAGUGAACAGCGAGGACGUAGAUCAGACUGGACAACUGUAACGAUCCUAGCGCGUUUUCGGAAGUGCAGGUGGCAUAAAGGUGCUGUAACAUCAGUAAAAAAACAAAAAAUCUAGAUGCUUCUCCCAUUUUUUUCCUUCGCGUUAAUUACUCACUGUAACACAGACUGUAAAAUUGUAAACAUAAGGUAAAUAUAAUUGUCUUAAAUUGAAAUGUAAACCUGCUUAAACACAAACCGUUACUUUAUUGGUUGUAAUUUUGUUUUGUUUUUUUUUUUUGUUUGUUUUUUUUUUUCCUCUUUUAAAAAAAAAAAACCCUCUGCUGACCGUUCACACUUUCGUUUGCCCCGUCAAUCAAUCUGAAUAGAAAUCUGUUUCCCAGCCGACGUGAAUCCAGUCACUAAAUUCCCGCUGAGGUUGUUUGGGUCUGUUUUCUGGCCGCAGGUUAAGCUCAGUCCUGCGGGAACUCGGCGUCAGUGGAGAGUCUCCACCGAAAGGCUCGUGUUGGUGUAGGACUGGGGGUAGUUUGCGGCCGGGAGCGGACUACAGCCGUAUCCGAGGUGCUGCCGAGAGGCGUAGUGCUCCAGUCUUGUAAACGCGAGCUCGGCUCAGGCUCAGGCUCGGGGGGGACCUUAGACGAGCGGUUGCUUUCGAGAGACCCGAGAGAGACAGAGAGUUGGUUCUCAUUCAGUGUCACAAUACCUUGUCACAUCACCAUAACAUUCCACUUAGGUGUAGAACUCAUCUUGUCUCCAACUGAAGACAACGUUCAUGCACUGAAGAAGCAGAAAAAAAACAAACGUCUCUCCCCUUAGCUGAACAAACGGCAGUUAUUCUACGCUUGAGAAAAAAUACAGUAGUGAAUGUGGAGCCGAGCCUGUCUGUAUAUCUGGUAUCUCCAAUUGCUUUGUUUUUACUGACCAGUAUUCUGCCUACAGUUAGCUUCUGUGACGGUUUUAUCGCUUAGCGCGCACGUGGUUGUGAAAAAUUUAGACUAGCUUAAGAAAAAAAAAUAGAAAGAAAAAAAAAAUAAUAAAUCCUACUACAACCUGGUUAUUGACGUAAUACUAGAUUUGUGUAUGUCUUUUAAACAGUUCUAGUUUCACCUUACAUGUUAUAAUCAGGAAAGUGUAAAAGACAAUUUAAGUGAAAUAAAAGUUUUAUCAGUUCCAAA